Molecule: messenger RNA, 612 nt
Organism: Spodoptera littoralis (African cotton leafworm)
Lineage: Eukaryota; Metazoa; Arthropoda; Insecta; Lepidoptera; Noctuidae
Source: the annotation of a GenBank genome assembly
AUGAGUUGUUGCAUUAACAUAAAUGAAUAUUCGUUCUACGAGCAUUACAAGCAGUGUAACGUUGUAUUCCGUCAGGUGGCCGCCCUUUGUCUGCUAGCUGUGAGUGCGCAUGCGCAUUCAGCAGCGGUGUCCCACCAGUCACGUGUCGAUCAUGGACAUGGACACGGUCAUGACGUUCACCAUGAGCACAAGAUCCAUCACCCGAUUCACCACGUCCAUGAACACCACGGCCACCACGAUGGACACCACGGACAUAAUAUUGGACAUCACGGACAUCACGAGGUUCAUCACGGACACCACGAUGUGCACCACAACGACCACCACCAAUGGGAUCAUGAACACCACCACCCAGCCUACAAGUUCGAGUACUCCGUGAAGGACCACCACACCGGUGACCACAAAUCGGCCAACGAGCACCGCGACGGUGGCCACGUGAGUGGCUCCUACUCGCUCGUUGAGCCCGACGGCAACGUGCGCACUGUUCAUUACACCGCUGAUGACCACCACGGUUUCAGAGCCGACGUACACCACAAGACGGCUCACCACCACAUCAUCCCCCACCACCAUCAUGGCCAUCAUCAUGAUCAUCAUGGUCAUCAUGAUCAUCAUUAA